This is a messenger RNA of Diospyros lotus (date-plum), 2823 nucleotides long. RefSeq names its product casein kinase 1-like protein HD16. Gene Ontology annotation, cellular component: nucleus; cytoplasm. Gene Ontology annotation, molecular function: protein serine/threonine kinase activity; ATP binding. The record is from RefSeq and is a predicted model, not a curated record. The transcript has 16 exons. Gene Ontology annotation, biological process: endocytosis; signal transduction; peptidyl-serine phosphorylation. The coding region runs from base 309 to 2432 and encodes 707 amino acids. Lineage: Eukaryota; Viridiplantae; Streptophyta; Magnoliopsida; Ericales; Ebenaceae.
GCUGCGUCUCUCAAAUGUUCAUCUCUCUCUCUCUCUCCGUCUCUCUCUCUCUCUAAUCUAUAUCUUGUCCCCGGAAGCCACCGUUUUUCAUUUCCCUCCACAGAUCUCUGAAUUUUCGCAAUCCAAACCCUAGUUUUCUCUCUCUAUAGAGAAGUACGUAUCCGAUCGCGUCGCUCGGUGCGAUAAGUACGAGCCACCGUUUCCGAUUUCUGCCUCUCUUGUCGCCGAUCGCCGAUCGCCGAUCGAGUUUCUGGAACCUACAUGAGGGGCGGUCCUGGGAUUCCGCGUCGAAGAAGAAGAGUUAAUGGAUGAUCGAUAUGCCUCUACUGCGUAGCGCGGUGCGCCGAGGCCGACCGUCGAAUCAGAACCGUCCGACUGCUCCGAUCGAAGGAAAGGGGGCGAGAAAUUUGCGCGCUCGCCGGGGGCUAGGUGGGAGGGCGAAGGAGAACGAGAAAGAGGUGAUUGUGGUGGGUGAUGGUGAGAACGUGGUGAAGGUCGUCGGUAGCGGGAAGGCGGCGUCGUUGGAGGGUCAAGAAGCAGAAGCAGCUAGGGUUUUGGCCGUGGUUGGUGGUGCUGUGGCGGAGGCGAAGGAAGAGAUUGCGGAGAAGAAGAUGGACGAGUACGAUAGUGGCGGCCGGAGUGGCGGUGAUAAGGGCUUGGGUGCUGAAGAUGAAGGAACAACAGCUCCGCUUCCUGAGAGGGUUCAUGUUGGUGAUUCACCUUCAUACAAAAUCGAGAGGAAACUUGGAAAAGGAGGUUUUGGACAAGUAUAUGUUGGUCGCCGCAUUAAUCCUCCAAACCCACUUGAAAGAACUGGCCCUGGUGCUGUGGAGGUGGCCUUGAAAUUUGAGCAUAGAAGCAGCAAGGGAUGCAAUUAUGGACCACCUUAUGAGUGGCAAGUUUACAAUGCACUUGGUGGCAGUCAUGGUGUGCCACGAGUUCAUUACAAGGGCCGUCAAGGCGAUUACUAUAUAAUGGUGAUGGAUAUGCUUGGUCCUAGUUUGUGGGAUGUUUGGAAUAACAACUCUCACGCGAUGUCCACUGAAAUGGUUGCUUGCAUUGCCAUUGAAGCAAUCUCUAUAUUAGAGAAGAUGCACUCCAGAGGAUAUGUCCAUGGAGAUGUAAAGCCCGAGAAUUUUUUGCUUGGUCCGCCAGGGACUCUAGAUGAGAAGAGACUUUUUCUGGUUGAUCUUGGAUUAGCCACCAAGUGGCGAGAUAGCUCAACUGGUCUACAUGUGGAAUACGAUCAACGGCCAGAUGUUUUUAGGGGAACAGUACGCUAUGCAAGCGUGCAUGCUCAUCUUGGGAGAACUGGGAGCAGGAGAGAUGAUUUAGAAUCUCUUGCAUACACCCUCGUCUUUCUUCUCCGUGGUCGGCUGCCUUGGCAAGGAUAUCAGGGAGAGAACAAAGGAUUCCUUGUUUGCAAGAAGAAGAUGGCAACUUCUCCAGAAAGUCUUUGUACCUUUUGUCCUGCACCUUUUAGACAGUUUGUUGACUAUGUGGUGAACUUGAAGUUUGACGAGGAACCUAAUUAUGCAAAAUAUAUCUCACUAUUUGAUGGGAUAGUUGGUCCAAAUCCAGAUAUCAGACCCAUUAACACUGAUGGUGCUCAGAAGCUUAUAUAUCAGGUUGGACAUAAAAGAGGAAGAUUAACAAUGGAAGAGGAAGAUGAUGAACAGCCAAGGAAGAAGGUCCGAAUGGGAAUGCCUGCUACACAAUGGAUUAGUGUUUACAAUGCCCGUCGACCCAUGAAGCAAAGAUAUCACUAUAAUGUAGCAGAUGUAAGGCUUUCCCAGCACAUUGAAAAAGGAAAUGAAGAUGGGUUGUUUAUCAGCAGUGUGGCAUCUUGUUCAAGUCUCUGGGCGUUAAUCAUGGAUGCAGGAACUGGCUUCACUGCUCAAGUUUACGAGCUCUCGCCCUACUUUCUUCACAAGGAAUGGAUAAUGGAACAGUGGGAGAAGAACUAUUAUAUUAGUGCUAUAGCAGGGGCUAAUAAUGGGAGCUCAUUGGUGGUGAUGUCUAAAGGUACCCAAUAUUUACAGCAGUCCUAUAAAGUCAGUGAGUCAUUUCCAUUCAAAUGGAUAAAUAAAAAAUGGAGAGAAGGCUUCUAUGUGACUGCCAUGGCUACUGCAGGAACAAGAUGGGCAGUUGUCAUGUCUCGUGGUGCUGGAUUCUCUGAUCAGGUUGUGGAGCUUGAUUUUCUUUAUCCUAGUGAAGGUAUUCAUCGAAGGUGGGAUGCGGGUUAUCGCAUCACAUCAACUGCGGCCACUUCUGAUCAGGCCGCUUUUGUUCUUAGCGUGCCUAGAAGAAAGCCUGCUGAUGAAACACAAGAGACUCUUCGCACUUCUGCAUUUCCUAGCACACAUGUUAAGGAGAAAUGGGCAAAAAAUCUAUAUAUUGCAUCUAUUUGUUAUGGUCGAACUGUUUCAUGAGCUGCCAGCAUUUUAAUGGUUGAUCAGGACUGUUUUUUGGUCCACAGUAGGCAUGAGCCAGUUCUUUUCAACUUUUGCACUUCCGCAACAUGAAGAAUCCAAGAUGAGCUGAGCUAUCAUGUCAUUUGCGAGUGGAUGUAUGCAAAGCUUUACUUAGUGUCACCGCCACAUUGGAUUAUAUCUAAGAGCUCUGCACUUUAUUUCAAUUAUAUCUUGAUGCUCUGAUUAUGCCAAUGAUUGGUGUAAUCAAUGAUAUGGGGUAUUUUGUAGUGAUAAAAUUUUGUAUAGUUCUGAAAAUAGUUGGUUGAAGGCAUGUGGAGAUAACAUUUUGAUUAUUGACAGUUUUCUAGCAACAUGCUAUUAAACAAUAUGGAUUGGAACUUGGAAGCUA